AUGUCCACUGGAUCGGAGGAUAUUGAGGUUGCUGCCAAUGGCGGCCUGGCCGUGGAGCCAGCUCGACGUGUCAAUGAAGCCCAGAAGACCAUGUGGCAGUCGCUUAGACACAACCCCAAGGUCCUUUUCAUUGCCUUUUUUGCUUCACUGGGUGGCUUCGAAUAUGGCUACCAGCAGGGCGUCUUGGGCCAAUCCCUGGUCAUGACUCGCUUCAAGGAAAACUUUCCUGCCGUUGUCAACUCCUCUUCAGCGACAGGCUGGUUGACAUCCGUUCUCCAGCUCGGCGGUAUCGUCGGCUCUCUAUCCGCCGGUGUGCUGGGCGAGAUCAUCUCCCGCAAGUACACAAUGUUCAUUGCCUGUCUCUGGGUCAUCCUGGGCAGCUACCUCUACGUCGGUGCCCACGAGGGCAUGUCCUCCCUUCUAUAUGCUGGCCGAUUCUUCACCGGUCUCGGUGUCGGCCUCUUCAGCGGCGUCGGUCCCCUUUACAACGCUGAGCUUUCCGCUCCCGAGAUGCGAGGACUGUUGGUUUCUUUCUAUCAGUUCGCCACCAUUCUCGGAAUCAUGCUUUCUUUCUGGGUCGGAUACUGCAGCAACUUCAUUGGCGGAACCGGCGAGACCCAGUCCAACCUUGCUUGGAGACUGCCCUCCAUCAUCCAGGGAAUCCCCGCAGUCCUUCUUGCCAUUGGCAUUUGGUUCAUGCCCUUUUCUCCCAGAUGGCUUGUCAAGGUCGGCCGAGACGAAGAGGCCAAGAAGACCAUGGCUUGGAUGCGAAAGCUGCCCGAGGACGACGAGCUUGUCCAGAUCGAGUUCCUCGAGGUCAAGGCCGAGAGUGUCUUUGAGAGACGCGUCUUUGCACGAGACUUCCCCAACCUGGCGGCCAAGAAGAAGAGCGCCUUUAUUGAGCAGUUUGCCCAGUAUGCCAGCUGCUUCAACUCCAAGGAUAACAUUAAGCGAGUCUUGACUGGUUUCUUCAUCAUGUUUUUCCAGCAGUGGAGUGGAAUCGACGCAAUUAUUUACUAUGCGACCAACAUCUUCAUCACCCUGGGUUUGACGGGAGGCACAACAGCUCUGUUGGCAACUGGUGUCACUGGUGUCGUCUUCAUUGUUAGCACCGUGCCUGCGAUGUUGAUUAUUGACAAAGUCGGUCGAAAGCCCAUGCUUAUUGUUGGCUCAAUUGUCAUGGCCGUCAGCAUGAUCAUUGUCGGUAUAAUCGUUGCCAAGUUCCGCCACGAUUGGCCCAAUCACGUCGCUGCUGGCUGGGUUGCUGUUGCUCUUAUCUGGGUGUACAUUGCCGGUUUCGGCGCUACUUGGGGACCCGUGUCCUGGACUCUCGUGUCCGAGAUUUUCCCUCUCUCUAUCCGCGCCAAAGGUGCUUCCAUCGGAGCCAUGAGCAACUGGCUCAACAACUUCGCCAUUGCCUUCUUCGUGCCUCCCAUGCUUUCGGCCUGGGCUUGGGGCACCUACAUUUUCUUCUCCGUCUUCCUCAUUGCUGGCAUCUUUGCUGUCUGGUUCUUCCUCCCCGAGACGAAGAACGCAACCUUGGAAGAUAUGGACCGAGUGUUCAAGAGCCGUACCGGCGAGAGAGAUGCACAGCUCCUGAGAGAGGUCCAGGAAGAAGUUGGCCUUGUUGCACUCGUUGAAGCUUACACAGCAGGCUCGUACGAGAAGAAGGAUAUCCACGAGUCACAGAUUGAGAAGCUACGCUACAAGUUUGUAAACGGCGCUUCGUCAAGGCGUUCGGCCCCAUCGACUGAAGCAGCACAAGCAUCCAUCCAGCAUAAAGAGCCGCCGGUGCUCAUUGAAGGAAAAGAGCCGGAACUACCUCUCAGGCCUGAGGACGAUAUUAUGGACUCUCUUAUGACCAGAUCAAGCUCGCAAUCCAAGACGGCCUCCCCAUUUACGGCCUCGCACUUACCGCAAGCCGAGUGGAAGGAUUAUUUUUCUCCCACCCAUGCUGCCUCUAUCAAAAACGAGACUGCUGCUCUGCUGCACUUCCAGUACAACCUCGCGCCUUGGAUCGAAGCAGGCGAUCUAGGAUCUUCUUUCGGAACCGAGAUUAUGCUCCUCGCACAGAGACGACGACCCGUGUCGUCUGCUAUCUCGCUGGCUGCUUCCAGUCAAUUAGCCAAGUCUACUUCAACCUAUGGGGAUUUGGCAGUGCUCCAGCAAGAGACGGAAAUUGCUCUUGCUCUUGAAGAGCCACGAGUGAGGCGGAUUGGACACGCGCUACUCGCGGUGGGCAAAGUAUUCAAUAUCAGUCCUUCUCGGUGGAGAACGCUAUCUUUCUUCCAGUCGGAUGAAUCCACGAGAAACACCAACAACUUUUCGGGAUUUGGAGAGCCGCUGGAAACUCUACUGAGGUUCCAUUCCAGACUCGACCUCGCAGCGUCACUAUUGACAGAUCAGCCGCCGCUUACAACUCUGGGAUUCGCCAUGAAUCACGAUCCAGCAGACCGCACUCUCCCAUUGUCAACAAAAUCUAUCCACAACGCUUGUCUACUUCAACUCGCCAGCUGUCUUCAACUGCUACACGGCAGCAACAACAGCAGCAGUAUCGCUUCCCCCUCACCGCCCUUCUUUAUGUCAGCAACUCAAGAACCGUUGCCGCCGAGCCCAGGCUCGUAUUUUUCAUCAAAAUGGUCUUCUUUAUGGUCAAACUGCCAACAAUGGUAUCACAGUCGCCCGCUUGAAAUGCAGCCUAUUCUAGAAAUCCGCAGUGUUGAGGCAGGCCAAAUCGACGCUGAUAACGAGUCCUCGUUCCCAAUCCCCGUCUAUACAAGCUCGAUUGCUCUGCAGUGCAACAUUGUCUAUCACAUCUCGUCACGCCUUCUUCUAUCUCGCAAACCUCGACUUUUGCGACUGUCUAGUCGCCAGCGUCAUCUGUCAUCGCUGAGCUGGCACGCGCAGCAAAUUGCGGGAACGGCAACGCGCAACGAGUUUGCAGAGCAGUGGGACCCUAUUCUCAUUGCCGGGCUGUUGUGGAUCGCCAGGGACAUGACGCAUCCGUCGCAGCAAGAGUCGCUCUUGUCCUGCUUCAGCCAGAUAUCAUCCAGCACAGGAAUCAACUUGGAUGAGGAAAUUCGCCUGCUGAAGGCUAGGUGGAAUGUGUCACAUAACUCAUCCACUCCCGCUGCAAUCAUGGCGGCCAAGGCUUCAGCUCCCCCAUUGAAGGGUAUCAAAGUCUUGGAAUUUGCCGGUCUUGCUCCUGGCCCAUACGCAGGCCUCAUCCUCGCCGAUGCAGGCGCUUCAGUCCUCCGGGUCGACAGACCUCCUUCACCCCGCUCCAAAGGCGAAAUAUCCAUUCCCGAUGUGCUCGCUCGCAACAAGUCCUCCAUCGUCAUAGACCUUAAGGACCCUCGCGGCAUAGCCCUCAUCAAGCGUCUCGCAAAGCAUGUCGACGUCCUCAUUGACCCAUUCCGACCGGGUGUGCUAGAGAAACUGGGCCUCGGGCCAGAUGAGCUGCUUGCCAUCAACCCGCGCCUUGUAUACGGCCGCAUGACUGGAUUCCGCCGCGACGGCAAAUACGCCGACAUGGCCGGCCACGACAUCAACUACCUGGCCGCAUCUGGCGUCCUCGCUCUGCUUGGACGAUCAGGCGAGAAGCCCCUCGCCCCGUGGAAUAUUCUCGCCGACUUUGCGGGCGGAGGCGCCACGCUUGCCCAAGGCGUGCUCCUCGCCAUCAUCUCGCGCUUCUCCACGGGCAAAGGCCAAGUCGUCGAGGCCAACAUGAUCGACGGCAGUUCCCAUCUCGCAUCCUUCCCCCGCAUGUACCUCAAGACCCCCCUAGGCGACCAACCGCGCGGCAAAAACGUCCUCGACGGCGGCCGUCCGUUCUACGACACCUACGAGACGUCCGACGGCGAAUACAUGUCCGUCGGCGCUCUCGAGCCCCAGUUCUUCCAAGCCCUCAUCAAGGGCCUCGGCCUAGAAGGACAAGGCUGGGAAACAAAGCGUCACGACCCUUCUGCCUGGCCACAGCUCUACGAUCUCUUCACCAAGACAUUCAAGAGCAAGACGCGCUCGCAGUGGGAAGCCGUUUUCGACGGCACGGAUGCGUGCUGCGUCCCCGUGCUGCAUUACAGCGAGCUAGAGACGCAGCCCGAUAGGGAGGGCGACCAGAGGCCGGCGGUAACGCUGAGAGAUACACCGUUGUACUCGCCGGCUGAUGCAGAGGGGAAGGGGUAUGUGGCAGAAGCUUUGGUCCCAGGCCGAGGGGCAGAAGACGUUUUGCGGGAGUGGGUUGGAUGGAAGAAUGGAGAUGAGUACGAGUUGGAGAAGGGAGCAGCUGUGCUCAAAUACAAAGGCGAGAACUCCAAGCUAUGA
Messenger RNA from Trichoderma gamsii, 4323 nucleotides. RefSeq lists its product as hypothetical. Gene Ontology annotation, molecular function: carbohydrate:proton symporter activity; catalytic activity. The transcript is spliced from 9 exons. The record is from RefSeq and is a predicted model, not a curated record. Lineage: Eukaryota; Fungi; Ascomycota; Sordariomycetes; Hypocreales; Hypocreaceae. Gene Ontology annotation, biological process: carbohydrate transport; transmembrane transport. Gene Ontology annotation, cellular component: membrane. Bases 1 to 4323 code for a protein of 1440 amino acids.